GAAUGCGCCCCAGUUGCCCCAGUCGUCGGCAUGGUGGUCUGAGACGCAGUUGAAUCAUGACGAUAGUUUCCUUCGCAAACUUUGCGCUGUGCAGCCGAUGUCUGCACCGAUCUCAGCUUUCCACAUGUUUAAGACUAAUCGGAGAUUCCUCACGCAGGUGGGCUUCGUCUAGCAAGGGCAGCACUCCUGAAGACAUAGAACACGAAGAGGACAAGCCGGUGGUGUACAGUACCAGCAAGGCGGCACAGUGGAAAGCGCAGCACAGCUUCAGGCCGAUAAUGGACCACGACCCGCCCGCCCUGCAGCGCUACUCGGUGAUCCUGAGCACGGCUGCGUUCCUCAUCUACUUCUGCAUCCUGAGGGAGGAGAACGACCUGGACGAGAUCCUGGACCGACCGCUGUCGGCCACCGUCCCCGACAUAGAGAAGAUCAUAGCCAAGCCGCCGGAACCGCCCGAGAACAAGAAGUCGGGCUUCUUUUAGCUUCGGGCGAGGCCAGUAGUGCGCUACUUCUUGCGUGGAUAGCGUAGAUAAAGAAGACGGAUUGUGUUGU
Molecule: messenger RNA, 552 nt
Organism: Ixodes scapularis (black-legged tick)
Lineage: Eukaryota; Metazoa; Arthropoda; Arachnida; Ixodida; Ixodidae
Exons: 3
Coding region: 57-482 (141 amino acids)
Source: RefSeq, a predicted model, not a curated record